CAUGUACUAGUAUCCAUCUCAUAACAGCAUUUCAAUUGAGCCAUUCUUUGAUCAUCCAAAUUUCACUUUUUCAAGGGUCAUGGCAAAUUUUGGAACAACACAAAGAAUACCCACAUCAUCGACACCCUUAUCAACUGAUGACACUUACGAACCAAAAUCACCCCAUGAAAAGUUGUACAAAAAUUUCAAAAUUUAUUGCCCUAUUAGCAUUCCCUUGACAGCAGAAGACGCAGGAGUUCGCAUAAUCAAAAACAUGGGUACUUUUGGAUUAUAUUACACCCUCUUUGUGUGGAUCAUACUCUUCAUAACCCUCAUCCCUCAACGUAAGGUGUCCUUAAUUUUGCUGGUUAUUAUGACCUAUGUGACAACCAUUUACUGUUUAGUGUUAAGGGCAUUUCCCAACUCUGUUUUGCUUCAUAGAAUCAUAGAUAAACGGUUUGUGUUGGCUUUGUUAGCAAUAGCUACUGCAGUGCAGCUGAUUUUGACUGAGGCAGGGAUUCAUCUUGCUGUGACUUUGGCUUGUAGUGUGCCUAUAGUUUUGGUUCAUGCUGUUUUGUGGGCUAGUUUUGAGGCCUUUGAGUUUGAGAAUGCUUCUGGGACAGGAGAAUUGGCUCCUCUUGCUGCCGAUAAGGAAAGCCAAGCUGAGAAUUCAGAUGUUGUUUGACUCUGCUAGGAGUCUCACGUUAAAUUGAUAUAGUAGUAUUUUCAGUUGGCUCUUUUCAUGUGCUUAAUUUUAGAUAUAUAUAUUUGUCACUAUAUUGUUCUCUCUAGAAAAAUGUGGAUGUAAUAAAACAAUGAAAAUGCAUUGUAUGCAAUGAGCAUUCGGAUUAUGUGUGUUAUUCAUUUGCUGAAUAAGACCUGAGGAACAAAAGUGGUAGUAUUUGUUGAAUAAGGGUAAAUAUUGAAACAAAUGUGUCAUUCA
This is a messenger RNA of Abrus precatorius (Indian licorice), 922 nucleotides long. RefSeq lists its product as uncharacterized. Lineage: Eukaryota; Viridiplantae; Streptophyta; Magnoliopsida; Fabales; Fabaceae. The record is from RefSeq and is a predicted model, not a curated record. The transcript has a single exon. The coding region runs from base 80 to 664 and encodes 194 amino acids.